ACAGUUUGUUUGCCCUCUGUUGAAGGAUUACUUCCGGGCACACCGUCUACCGCUAGCUCGUCGAAAUCAAAAUGUAUGAAGUGGAUAUUUUCCGCGCUUCAAGAUAGUGCAAUAAUUUAUGACGACUUCUGCUGUUUUAACAACAACAAAAAAUUGGUCGUGUGCAUUUACUACUAUCCGGGUUGUUUCGUUAGCUAGCUAGCUAGCUGGAAAACAAGAGUUGCGAUCUUCGUGAAAGGCACUUUCUUACCGCUUGUUAAAGAAGAUGUCUGCGGAAGAGGCGGCAGACAACACAACCCCGGCGGACGCGAGUGCGGGAGAUGGCGGCGGAGACGAGGAAGAAGAGUGGCUCUACGGAGAUGAUGAUGAGAGAGCUGAUGAAGAAGAGGCCAAACUAACCGCUGCUGUCAGUGCACCUGUUCCUGCUACGGAGUCAGAUGAGGCAGCUGCUACAGGCAACGGAGUGGAAGCUCAGGAGAAGGAGCCAGGAGAUGAUGACGACAGUGAUAGCGACAGUGACGAUGAUGACGAUGAUGUUCGUGUCACCAUCGGAGACAUCAAGACCGGAGCUCCACAGUACACAACGUAUGGAGUGGCUCCUGUUAACCUGAACAUAAAGACAGCGGGAGCCAGACCCUAUGGAACAGUAGGGAACAAGUUAAAGGGUGUGGAUCUGGAGGCCCCGGGCAACAUCAAUGGAGUCCCAGUGGUGGAGGUGGACAUGGAGACAUUCGAGGAGAAACCCUGGAGGAAACCAGGUGCUGACCUGUCUGACUACUUUAACUAUGGGUUCAACGAGGACACGUGGAAGGGCUACUGUGACAAACAGAAGAGGCUGAGGAUGGGCCUGGAGGUCGCUAACAUCUCCUCCACCACCAGCAAAAUCACUGUUCAGCAGGGCAGGACAGGGAAUGAGAAGGAAGUGAGUUUACCCAUCCACACGUCCAAACCUGACUUCCCCACUCCAGCCAGUCUCUACAAGUCAUCCAUGAACAUGAACACUACCAGGAUCUCCCCCCCACAGUGGACUGCUCCCCCCGUCCAGGACAUGUCCUACUAUACGAAGACCAGCGGUACAAUCGACGUGAUUGGAGGAGGGACUGCUACCAUCAGCAGAGUGGAGGGACGACGAAGACACAACCUGGAGGGAAAUAACAUCCAGGUGAUUUCGGAACACUCGUCGUCGGACGCUGAGCCAAACCCCAACAAGAUGCCCCCCUUCUUCCCCCCUGGCCCCCUCCCCCCUAACAUCCCUCCUCCUCCAUUCCUCCCCCCUCCUCCCAACGUCAGCCAGGCUCCACCUCUCAUCCCCCCACCAAGAAUACCUAUGAAUGUCCCUCCUCCUGGUUUCCCUCCUCCCAGCGGCCCCCCUCCGUCUCUCAUCCCCACCUUGGACAGCAGUGGGCAUCCAGGUGGAUAUGAUGUCCGUCCCGUUCCACCAUACCCCUUCCCCACAGGUGGUUUCCCUCCUCCUAUGACAGGUGGCUACCCUCCUCCUAUGCCAGGUGUGGUGUCUCCAUGGCCUCCUAUGAUGGACCAGUCUAAACAGUGGGACUACUACCCUCCAGGACCGGGACCGGGACCAGGACCCAGACGGGAGGACAAGAGGGAGAAGGAGAGAGAGAGACCCAGGGAGAGACCACAUGAGAGGGAGAGAGAGAGAGAGCACAGCCCCUCCACAAUGGCUUACAACAGUGACGAGGAGCGGUACCGCGGUUACCGGGAGUACCAGGCGGAGCGUGGCUACAGCGGCGGUGACCGUGGAGGAGGUGACCGUGGAGGGGGGGAGCGUGGAGGCGUAGACCGCGGAGGUGACCGUGGAGGUGGGGAGCGUGGCGGUGACCGUGGCAGUGGUGGUGAGCGUGGUGGUGGAGGCGGGGAGCGUCACAGAGAGAGGUCGAGCCGUGAGAAGGAGGAGAGACACAGAGAGAGAAGACACAGAGAGAAGGAGGAGGGGAGACACAAGUCAUCACGCAGUAGCAGCAGGAGGAGACAUGAUAGUGAAGAAGGAGACGGUCACAGGAGACACAAACACAAGAAGAGCAAGAGAAGCAAGGAGGGCAAGGAACCUAGUGAUGACAUGGGAGGAGACCAGGAGAACCAGGACACCAUGGAGUGAUGAAGACAACACCCUCCUCUCCCUCCAUCUUUCUCUCUCCUCUCCCUCUCAUCUGUCUCUCCUUCUGUUUCCCUCUCUACGUCCCUCCAUCUUUCUCUCUCUCCUCUCCCUCAGAGCACUGUUGUAGUUGAUCAUGCUCAGAGAUUGUUGUUGUUUACCCGUUCCCUUCGUAGUCAUGACGAUCAUAAACAACCCUCAUCUUCUGUCAUUUAUUUUUCGUCCCUCUAUUUUCUUAACCAAACACCUCGCUGAAAGAUGUCAAUUUGUUGAAUUAAAAAACAAGCUUUUGAUAA
Messenger RNA from Salvelinus fontinalis (brook trout), 2412 nucleotides. RefSeq names its product pre-mRNA 3'-end-processing factor FIP1-like. Gene Ontology annotation, cellular component: mRNA cleavage and polyadenylation specificity factor complex. Lineage: Eukaryota; Metazoa; Chordata; Actinopteri; Salmoniformes; Salmonidae. The coding region runs from base 266 to 2119 and encodes 617 amino acids. Gene Ontology annotation, molecular function: RNA binding. The record is from RefSeq and is a predicted model, not a curated record. The transcript has 19 exons.